GUUACCACCACCGAGUCCCGCGCCUCGCUGCUGGGGUGUGUGCAGAAAGAGCGAGGAUAAAUAGGAGGCUCCCUCCUCCCGGCCACACUACCGGAGCCUGCCGCCCGCCCGCCCGGGGUGUUGCCUGCCCAGGGGCCCGGGUGCCAGCCUGAGAAGUAGUUUCAUUUCCUGCUGGCCCGAGAGAGUAGUUUCCAGGCCCGCCCUCGGGCGCCCGUGGCCCGGGAAGGGGCGCAGGAGGAGGCGGGAGACUCGUCCAGGGGCUUGCCCGGCCCCGCAGCGUGGGGUUGAUGGACCGGGCCGCCCCGGGCAGCGGCGCCGGCUCCCUGCCACUGCUCCUGGCCCUCGCCCUGGGUCUAGUGAUCCUCCACUGUGUUGUGGCAGAUGGGAAUUCAACCAGGAGUCCUGAAAAGGAUGGCCUUCUCUGUGGAGAUCCUGGGGAAAACUGCGCAGCCACCACCACGCAAGCCAGGCGGAGAGGCCACUUCUCGCGGUGCCCCAAGCAAUACAAGCACUACUGCAUCAAAGGGCGAUGUCGCUUCGUGGUGGCCGAGCAGACGCCGUCCUGCGUCUGUGAUGAAGGCUACACUGGGGCGAGAUGUGAGAGAGUUGACUUGUUUUACCUCAGAGGAGAUAGAGGGCAGAUUUUGGUGAUUUGUCUGAUAGCAGUUAUGGUCAUUUUUAUCAUUUUGGUGGUCGGUGUCUGCACAUGCUGUCACCCUCUUCGGAAGCGUCGUAAAAGAAGGAAGAAGGAAGAAGAAAUGGAAACUCUGGGUAAAGAUGUAACUCCAAUAAAUGAAGAUAUUCAAGAGACUAGUAUUGCUUAAUGGCUAUGAAGUUACCUCCAGGCUGGUGGCAAGCUGCAAAAUAAAAUGCCUUGCUCAUUUGAAAAUGGACAGAAUGUGUCUCAGGAAAAUAGCCAGGAGAAAUGAAUUAUAAAUGAUAUAUUUACUUUAUAUUUGUAAUGUUAGUCUGUGUUUUUUACUAUUUUUAUAAUAGUAAAUAAUUUUAUUGUUGUUCAGUAAUUGGGAAAAAGCACUCAGUUAAGAAAUUUUAAUCAACUUCCACUUAAAGUUUUCUUACCAGGAUUACUAGUCAAACAAAAAAGGAAACUGGGAAGGAGUUCAGAUUUUAGAAACUGAAUUAAUAAUAAAGCUACCAUUUACCCAGCACUUACACGGACCAAGAAUUUAAAGUAUAUCAUCAUUUCCUUUAAUCCUUUUAAGAACUUAUGAGAUAUCUCUUAUGAUCCUCAUUUCCCAUAUAUGGAACAGACAAAAAGAAGUUAAAUAACAUAACCUAGAUUUACAGAGUUAGGAAUUGAUGGAGCUGGAAUGGGAACCAAGAUUUACCCAAUUUUAGUUUGUGUUCUUAACUAUCAUUUUUCUUGAUGAGAGUGGGUACAACCCAACUCACUAAUAUAACCCAAGACUUUAUACUAAACUGUGUUUUGCCAUGACUCUGAGAUGCUGGGGCUGUAUUCCUGCAGAAACUCAGGUUGGAGAGUCCUGGAUAUAUAUGGUACUGUUACCAUCAUGUUUUCUGCAGCAUUGACUUCUAUUAUGUUUCUUUGCUCCUUUAUAAAUUCUCCGUGGCAUGAAUAAAUUCUUACGUUAGUAAAGCAAACA
Callorhinus ursinus (northern fur seal) is the source of this 1625-nucleotide messenger RNA. RefSeq names its product betacellulin (gene BTC). Gene Ontology annotation, molecular function: growth factor activity; epidermal growth factor receptor binding. Lineage: Eukaryota; Metazoa; Chordata; Mammalia; Carnivora; Otariidae. The record is from RefSeq and is a predicted model, not a curated record. Gene Ontology annotation, biological process: positive regulation of cell population proliferation; positive regulation of mitotic nuclear division; epidermal growth factor receptor signaling pathway.